This is a messenger RNA of Triplophysa dalaica, 2594 nucleotides long. RefSeq names its product solute carrier family 6 member 22, tandem duplicate 2 (gene slc6a22.2). Gene Ontology annotation, biological process: sodium ion transmembrane transport. The transcript has 15 exons. The record is from RefSeq and is a predicted model, not a curated record. Bases 286 to 2103 code for a protein of 605 amino acids. Gene Ontology annotation, cellular component: membrane. NCBI's taxonomy places the organism in Eukaryota, Metazoa, Chordata, Actinopteri, Cypriniformes, Nemacheilidae.
UACAAAGUUUCGAUCUUGACACGGUCAUGUUUAAAACUGAAUGCUGUAGAAGGUUUUUGAACAAUAAACCUGAGCACAGAAACAGAAGAGGCUUGAAGCUGGUUGGACCACGCCUUUAGUGUGGUAUUCUCUUUGAGGAUAUUAUUUUGAACCGGCAACCUACAUACAGUCACUGGAUAAAGGUGUCAAGCAAGACAGCUCCUCUCAUAUCACAGGAUAAUAAAUGUAAGACACCUUCCGAAAAAGAGAAAGUGUCAUACCAACCGUCUUCAUCCACACAGCUCCAUGGAUCCAAAGGGCGGGUUGAACUUGAGGAAUGGGGAUGGUGCCUUAGUGCACCCCAAGAAACCUCACGAAAGAGAGCAGUGGGCCAGUAAGCUGGAGUUUCUCUUGGCCGUGGCGGGUCACAUUAUUGGCCUGGGAAACGUGUGGAGGUUUCCGUACUUGUGCUACAAGAAUGGUGGAGGGGCAUUUCUUGUGCCAUAUGUAUUGUUUCUUAUCACUUGUGGAAUUCCACUGUUCUUUUUGGAAACAUCAUUGGGUCAGUUCACCAGUCAGGGUGGAAUCACAUGCUGGCGGAAGAUCUGCCCACUUUUUGAAGGGAUUGGUUAUGGCAGCCAAGUUGUCGUUCUCUAUACUGGAGUCUAUUACAUCAUCAUUCUUGCUUGGGCAUUCCUCUACCUCUUCUCUUCCUUUAGUUCAGAGCUUCCAUGGGCCAGCUGCAAAAACUACUGGAACACAGAGCACUGCAAAGAGUUCAUCAAGAGCAACGUUACCGAUUAUUUUCCAGAGAAAACCACAUCUCCUGUUAUUGAGUUUUGGGAGAGAAGAAUUUUGGGUUUGUCUGAGGGAAUAGAACAGAUUGGUAAUGUUCGGUGGGACCUGGCUCUCUGCCUUCUGUUGGCCUGGAUCAUCUGUUACUUUUGCGUGUGGAAGGGAGUGAAGUCCACGGGCAAGGUGGUCUACUUCACUGCUACCUUUCCUUAUUUAAUGUUAAUAGUGCUGCUGGUGCGAGGAAUCACUCUCCCCGGAGCAAAAAAUGGGAUCACGUUCUACCUCUACCCAGAUCCAGCGCGUCUCACAGACCCUCAGGUGUGGAUGGACGCAGGCAGCCAGAUAUUUUACUCUUAUGGACUUUGUACCGGGGUACUGACCACAUUGGGCAGCUACAAUAAAUAUGACAACAACUGCUACAGAGACUGUGUAUAUUUGUGUCUGCUCAACAGCAUUACCAGCUUUGUGGCUGGCUUUGCUAUAUUUUCUGUCCUGGGCUUUAUGGCAGAUGAACAGGGGAUGGAUAUUUCAAUGGUGGCUGAGUCAGGUCCUGGUUUGGUGUUCAUUGCUUACCCCCGUGCUGUGUCUCUGAUGCCCCUCCCUCAGUUAUGGGCAGUCUUCUUCUUCAUCAUGAUCAUAUUCUUGGGAUUGGAUAGUGAGUUUGUGUAUCAUGAAGCUCUGGUAACAUCUAUCACAGAUAUGUAUCCCUCCUUCUUCCAAACUGGACAUCGGCGUAAAUUUCUUCUCCUGUUUAUAUGCGCUGCCAGCUUCCUUGUUGGCCUGCUAAUGGUAACAGAGGGCGGUCUGUACGUUUUCCAGUUGUUUGACUACUACGCAUGCAGUGGAAUGACACUUCUUACUUUUGGCAUAUUACAGUCUAUCUGUGUUGGAUGGGUUUAUGGUGCAGAUCGUCUGUAUGAUGGAAUCGAGGACAUGAUUGGACACCGGCCCUGGCCGUUCAUGAAGUGCUGCUGGAAAUAUCUAACACCAGCUAUAUGCACAGGAACAUUUAUCUUCUCCCUGAUUAAAUACACCCCUCUGAAGUUCAACAAUGUGUAUGAGUACCCCUGGUGGGGUUACGCCAUUGGGGCUUUCUUCACACUUUCUUCCACUCUGCUGGUUCCACUGUGGAUGAUUUAUUUGGUUUGCACUACGCCUGGUUCUAUGCGACAGAGAGUAAGAGUCUUAUGUACACCUGCUAAAGACCUGCCAGAUCCUAAAUGUCCUAAAAAGGAGCGAAACAGUCAGACUUUUGAGACCUUCACAGACCUGCUGACCUUACGUACUGUUCACACACCAAACUCAAUUCAUCCAGCAGACAUCAUCUAACUGUCCAGCAUUUCUGUCCGCAGUCCUGUGAACUCUCAAAGUAACACAGAAAACAUUGUUUUGUUUACACAACAUCUAAAAAACUGGGAAUAGUAAUGCGACUUGAAUGUCAAUAAAAAUGUUUUUCUCAUAAAGUUUAGGUUCAAUAAUGUAACUGUUUUUGAAAUGUUCAUGCAGUACCUGUGAGUCAAUAUGGAGCACAGGUGCAGAUAUGUCUGUGUGUGUGUGUGUGUGUGUGUGUGUGUGUGAGUGCGUGUGUGUGUGUUUGCUUGUGUGCGUAUCUUUGUGUGUGUGUGUGUGUAUGUUUAAAAUAUCGCCAUGUAAUAAGCAGUAAGAGGGAAAUGCUUUUUACUGUUUUUUAAAAACUCUGACCUGUAUAAUAGGCUUCAUGUUUUAAAAUGUACCUAGUGUACAAAUGUACAGCAGUGAAAUACUAUUUUGUGGAGCAGAACUGUUUCUUUUUGCACUCUCAAUAAACCUGUUUAAGACAA